AAUGGAAUUUACGUUCAAAGCAAAUUUUAAACGUGACUCAUAUUGCAAUUCCAAAUUUCCAUGACAAUGGCAUAAUAGAUAUCGGACUUGUUUUUUAUAAGGAAACAGAUAUCAUCUACGAUAAAAAUUUAUAUCCUAUUAGUCACAAAAUCGAAGUAGCUCAAUUAAUAGGACGUAAAGUAAUAGAGGAAUGGUUUAAUAUCCCGUUGAAUAGUCUGUUAAUGUCGAAUUUUCUGAUGAAAAGAGGUUUUAGUGCAUUAUUUGCAAUGUAUGCUGUUAAUAUGAGUUAUCCAGAUUCUCGAAUAGGAAAUUUAUUUGUUGUUCAAAAUCAACAUUACUCUUUUAAUUUGGAUGAUUAUUUGUGGAAUUGGUAUUAUUAUAUGGGGAAUUCUACUUUAAAAGUUCACGGAUCAUUGGAAAUUCCCAAUUCUAUCAGAGCACCUUUUAUGCUGCGCAUGAUGGAACACUUACUCACAGGAGGAACAUUGCAGAAAUUAAUGAGCUCAUAUCACGAAAAUACCGAGAAUGGAAGAUUGGGCUUCGCAAAGCAUUGCCCCUCAUUAGAGUAGAAAGAGGUUAUAAUGAUUCUAUGGGCCAAACACAAUUAUGGGUACAAUAUACUGACAAAAUAGAAACUGGUUACAUUCCAAUAACUUUUACUACGGAAACAUCUCCUAACUUUGACAAUUUACUACUUAUUUUUAUUCGUUGUCACAAAAUGUCAAAUUACCAUUUAAAGAGAAUGGUUGGGUGAUAUUCAAUAUACAACAAGUUGGAUAUUAUCGCGUUAUCUAUGAUGAUGAGAAUUGGCGAAGAAUUUCAAACUAUCUAAACUCUGAUAAUUACAUGAAAAUUCAUGUUCUUAAUCGUGCCCAAAUUAUCGAUGAUGCAUUUCAUUUAAUGAUAGGAAACCAACUUAACUGCCAUAUAUUCUGGGAUCUCAUAGAGUAUUUGCAUCGAGAAGAAGAUUAUGUGGCAUGGUAUCCUAUGUUUUAAAGCUAUGGAAUACAUGUAUGGUACCUUUUUAUGGAAAGAAAUGGUUGGAAAUGUUACGUUAGAAUAAGGCACACAUUAUACAAGGUACUUGAAAGAAUCAAAUAUGAAGAAAUUGAUGAUACAGACGAACUUAGAAUAUGUUUACGACAAGAAGCUGCAAGAUGGCAUGUUUCU
Molecule: messenger RNA, 1170 nt
Organism: Nylanderia fulva
Lineage: Eukaryota; Metazoa; Arthropoda; Insecta; Hymenoptera; Formicidae
Source: RefSeq, a predicted model, not a curated record